This is a messenger RNA of Saccharomyces eubayanus, 1191 nucleotides long. It is a transcript of the gene TOH1, whose product is annotated as Toh1p. The transcript has a single exon. The coding region runs from base 1 to 1191 and encodes 396 amino acids. The record is from RefSeq and is a predicted model, not a curated record. Gene Ontology annotation, cellular component: fungal-type cell wall. NCBI's taxonomy places the organism in Eukaryota, Fungi, Ascomycota, Saccharomycetes, Saccharomycetales, Saccharomycetaceae.
AUGUUGCAAAGUAUAGUCCUUUCCGUGUGUGUGUGUCUGUUACACACAGUCGCUGCAAGCGGGCCUCAGUCGUAUCAGAAGCUGGAUUUCACGAACGUGGGUUUUGCAGGUACGUACAAUAGCGUAAAAAAGUUUACAGGUAUCACUAACAAUGAUACAUGUACUUGUGAAGUGGGUGACAAAGAAUGGUUUUCUGGUGUAAACGCCCCAUUGGCUGAAUACUUGUCUGUUCAUUUCCGUGGUCCAUUAAAGUUGAGACAAUUUGCCUUUUACACUUCCCCUGGAUUCACUGUCAGCAACAAUAGAAGCUCUUCCGAUUGGAGUCGUUCGGCCUACUAUGACUCCAGCUCGAAGACGGCUAAUAACGUUACUUUCUUAAAUCACGGAGGUGAAGCUUCCCCUUGCCUAGGUAAUGCUUUGUCGUAUGCUAGUUCCAAUGGUACCGGUACCGCCAGUGAGGCCACUGUUUUGGCUGAUGAUACUUUAAUUUCUUCUGAUGAAGAGUAUAUAAUCUACUCUAACGUUUCGUGUCCAAAAUCAGGUUACGGUAAGGAUUGUGGUGUUUACCGUAGUGGUAUUCCAGCUUAUUAUGGGUUCGGCGGUACAACAAAGAUGUUCUUGUUUGAAUUUGAAAUGCCCACUGAAACCGAGAAAAAUAGCAGCUCUAUUGGGUACUAUGACUUGCCAGCCAUUUGGUUGUUAAACGACCAUAUCGCAAGAACUUCUCAAUAUCCAACCAAUGCCAACUGUUCAUGUUGGGCCAGUGGAUGUGGUGAAUACGAUAUUUUCGAAGCCAUGAACGGUACUGAAAAAAACCAUCUGUACUCUACAUUCCACACUUUCCAAGGUAUUGAGGAUUUGGGUACUGGUAUCCAAUCCUACGGUUACAUUGCAAGAAAUACCACAGGUACCAUGAAAGGUGGUGUUGUUUUUGAUUCUAGUGGGAAUGUUGUCUCUUUUAUCUCUGAUGACACUACUUUUGGUCAAACUGUUUCUGCAGACGCUGUUAAUGAGUUGUUAGCUGCUAUUCCUCAAGACGAAACCUACUCUUCUCAAUUAAUGAGUAUUUCUGCUACGGCUCCUACUACUUCAUCGAAAUCCAACGGUAUUUCUUUAACAAAGAUGCAAAACGGUGUAUGGUAUUACAUUAUGGCAAUUUUCACUGCUUUUACGCAAGUGUUUUUGAUUUGA